Messenger RNA from Lotus japonicus, 2339 nucleotides. RefSeq lists its product as uncharacterized. Gene Ontology annotation, cellular component: nucleus. The transcript is spliced from 7 exons. Gene Ontology annotation, molecular function: RNA binding. NCBI's taxonomy places the organism in Eukaryota, Viridiplantae, Streptophyta, Magnoliopsida, Fabales, Fabaceae. The coding region runs from base 370 to 2130 and encodes 586 amino acids. Gene Ontology annotation, biological process: box C/D snoRNP assembly. The record is from RefSeq and is a predicted model, not a curated record.
GUGGAGACAUGGUUUCUUUGUAAAGACUAGGUUCAGUAGUUCACUGCCGGUUCAAAAAUUCCACAGCCGUCACUCACUCCUUUCCUCCGCCCCUUCUCUCCCGUCGUCGGCGGCUGAUAGCCACCGCCGGUGAGUUUCCCCUCUCUCUUUCUCCGUUUCGUCCCUCACUCUCUCAGUUCACGUUACCAUGGAGCUUCACAGUGAACUUGGGGUUUGACCACAAGUUCGAUUUUGGUAAACUCUCACCUUUCUCUUCCUUCUUAUUCCUCGCUAUGCUGGUUGCAAGUUUCUAGAGUUUCCUCAGUUACUGUGCAGAACUGAACUCACACUUUGCAUUCGAGGUUUCUUAGGUUUUACUUCAUUCAUAUCAUGUCUAAUAAUCAGCAAAACAAUGGUGUGGGCAUGCAAAACCAGGCUCAAUUUGGUGCAGGAAAUAAUCAAAACCAAAACUUGAGACCCCCCUUUAUGCCCAACAUGCAUCCACCACCACCACCUUUCAUGAAUGCUGCAAAUCACAAUCAAAUGCAUUUGCCUCACAUGGGUCAAUCCCAUGUUGGGAUGUUAGGUCCCCAGAAUAGUGUUGUAGGGAAUGUCAAUUACAAUAAUCCAAUGUUUCCUCAUCAGGGACAAGUCAUGCAGAAUGCAGCUCAGAUGAACUUGUCUCAACUCCAGGGGUUAGCACAAGGUAUUUUGAAUAUACUUCAGCAGCCUAAUAUGAAUAUGAAUAUGAAUAUGAGUAUGAGUAUACCGAAUGGCCAAUUUUGUGCCCCGCCAUAUCCUGUGCAAAAUAUGAACCAGCAGUUACCUAUGCAAGUGUCAAACCCUUCACAAGUUGCUCCAUAUGGUAUGCAUCCCGGUCUCCGUCCCCGUCCCAUGUUUGGGUUUCCAAACCAAGUGCCUGUGUCACAGCCCAUGUUCCCUCAAAACUCAAUUUUUUCUGCAAAUCCUCAGAUGGGUCAUGUGCCCGGAAAUCAGGUCAGGCCACAGAUUGACCCGAAUGAGAAAAAAUUGGUUCCACCAAAUGUGAACACAAAUGCUUUUGUAUCAUCACCUUUUCCAUCGCAGCAGUUACAAGGGAAUGGUUCUGCACCGGUUAAUCCUCAUUUGGCGCAGCCACAUCAUACAAAUAAUUCUCAACCUUCUGCAUUUAUGAACUCAAACUCACAGGAAAAACCUAAUAGCAAUAUCAAAGCUAAUGUUCCAAACUCUAAUUGGAAAGGGCCACCAAGCAAAAACUUCAAAAAUAAACCAAGUAGAGGUGGUUUUCAAGGAGGAUUCCAGAAGUCUAAGUUUGUCAAUAUCAACAAUGGAAAGAGGGGAAAUGGGUUUCCUGAAGGCUGCAAAGGUGCCAACAAGGGGAAGGCAGGGCAUGCUGGUUUAAAUUCUGAGGAACUUAAGCAGGAAGCAAAAAGAUCUGUGACUUACUCAGAGCAAGAAAUCCAACAGUGGCGUGAAGCACGGAGAAAGAAUCACCCUUUCAAGGACAACAUUCAGAAGAGUGAAGACCAGAAAGACACCAAGGUCAUUGAUAGAGGCGUCUUGCAAAAAGAGCUCAAGGAGGUUUUAGCUAAGCAAGCUGAGUUGGGUAUUGAAGUUGCUGAAAUACCAUCACACUACCUGAAGAAUUCUGAAAAUCAAGGUUUUCAAACUGAGGGGAAAAACUCAUUUACCGACAAAAGGAAAUUCCAAAACAAGUUCAAUAAGAAAUCAGACAGAAGAGGUCGGUUCGGCAAGAGGCAAAAGUUUUCUCACAACGACAUUUCAGAAAAACCUGCUUUAAACAAGAAGAAGCCAACUUUAUUAGAGAAACUCUUGAGUGCAGACAUAAAAAGGGAUAAGAGCCACCUGUUACAGGUUUUCAGGUUCAUGGUAAUGAAUUCUUUCUUCAAAGAUUCUCCUGAUAAGCCACUGAUAUACCCAUCAGUUAAGGUUAAAGAAAUAGGGUCUGAAGGUGGUUGUGAAGAAAAACAUUUGCACACUGGAAAAGAUGCUCUUGAACGCGGUAAUGAGAAAACAGUUCAAAACAUUGCAAACCACAGUAUUGACAAUGAUCAUGAUAGUGAAGAUGGAGAGAGUGAAGAUGAAGGGAUUGGGGAAUCGGAUGAAGAGGAGGGAGAAAUUUUAGAGUGAAGUUCAAGGUUUGCAGUGUCUGUUCUUGCAGCAAAGCUUUUGAUGAAUAGCAAAUAUUGUAAUAUUUUCUGUUAAAUUAUUUUUGUUGUUUAUGUCAUUGUUUUGGCGUCACAUAUGUGGAGAUUGGCAUGGAAGGUCUAACCCUAGUUGUGGGGAAUUUUCUUACAAUAUAUUUUGGAGUUGCAAAUAUGAAGUAAUUGUUGGUGGCA